Messenger RNA from Macrobrachium nipponense, 755 nucleotides. RefSeq lists its product as uncharacterized. The transcript is spliced from 4 exons. NCBI's taxonomy places the organism in Eukaryota, Metazoa, Arthropoda, Malacostraca, Decapoda, Palaemonidae. The record is from RefSeq and is a predicted model, not a curated record. The coding region runs from base 30 to 755 and encodes 241 amino acids.
CGAGCGACAGCGUAGUGUAAACACACAGGAUGGCUGCUUCUAACAGGACGUGCUCAGGAACUAUGUCUCUUCCCACACAAAGACAUCGGUAUGUGUGGACUUCCUUUGCUCUCCAUGGUUUAUUAGAAAAAGUAAGAGAGUUCCGAGUGUUGUGGGAUCACACGGAUGAACUUUUUAAGAAAACUACGCUUAAAAAGUGCAAAUGGGAGGAAGUUACGAGAGCCCUGAAAUCUGAAUUUCCCGACCUUAGCGAUGCUGGCUUAACUGCAGAUGAUGUCCAAAGAAAAUUUGGCACGCUGAAGUCGACUUUUCAGCGGGAAUUACGAAAAAUCCAGUGCACACCAAGUGGGUCAGCUGGUUCCGUGGAGCCGAAAUGGGAGUAUUUCAAGAGCUGCUCCUUUAUGAUCCCAGUGAACAGUUGCACUCCCAGAAGGACAUCAUUUGAUACCUCUGAACCACAGGAACCAGAGACUAUAGUGCUUUCCAUAUCAAGUGAACACUAUGAAGAGGGAACAUCCAAUAGUAAUUGGGGUGAGAGUAAUGGUGCACAACCACAGGUGUGCAACAUCCCAGACCUAACGCCACCCCAAACACGGUCUACUUCAUCAUUGUCCGUGCAUAGUGACAGUUAUUUUGAUGGAACCCAUGCAUCUACUCCAUCCUCCUCCUCCUCUUCCAUUUCCCAGAGAUCAGAUACAAGGAUUGUUAAAGUUUUGCAAGACCAUCCUGUUGAUUUCGAUAAUUUAGGUGGUUAG